AUGUCAGAAAAAGGCGGGUCUCUUUCUCCCGGGACGCUCCGUCUGGAGUUAAAGGACGAUGAAAAAGAGGUCCUUAGGCGACAAAUCGACACCCCGGAGUCGCAGAUGAGCCGCUUUACUCUUUUGUAUACCUGCACAACACCCUAUGAAUUACUUCUUCUGGUUAUCAGCUCAAUUGCAGCCAUCAUUGGGGGAGCCCUUCAACCUGUGUCUUUUCUCCUUUUGGGAGGCUUGGCUCAAUCAUUCAAAGAGUUCUUCAUCGGAACGUCCUCAGGAUCGCAACUUUCAUCCCUGGUCGCGAAAUUCGCCCUUUACUAUGUAUAUAUCGCCAUCGGACAAUUUGUUUCGGUCUACAUCUCGACAGCCGGAUUCAUGGUCGGUGGAGAAAAAAUCACCCAAAGACUCCGAGAGAAAUACCUCGCCGCUAUCCUUCGCCAAAAUAUCGCAUUCUUCGAUGUCCUAGGAGCUGGAGAGAUCACAACCAGAAUCACCUCGGACAUGAAUCUGAUCCAAGAUUCGUUGACCGGCAAGCUAUCUCUGACUUUGUACUCCUGUUCCAACUUCGGGGCAGCGCUCAUCAUCAGUUUCGUGAAAAGUUGGCGUAUGGCGCUUAUUCUGAUAUCGGCCUAUGUCGCAGAAACUGGAUCAAUGAGUGUCUUCUCUUCAUUCAUGGUCAAGUAUACCCACAAGUCACUGGCGGCAUAUGCAGACGGAUCGACAGCUGCCGAGGAAGCCAUCAGUUCAAUCAGGCACGUAACUGCGUUCGGGAUUCAAGACAAGUUGGCCGAUCGGUACCAAAGGUUUCUCACCCAGGCCGAGAAAUAUGGUCUUAGAAGUCGCAUUGCUCUUGCGGCCAUGAUGGCCGUCAUGAAUGGUGUCAUCUUCUGGACCUAUGGACUGACAUUUUGGCAAGGAUCUCGUUAUGUGGUUGUUGGAGACGUGGAACUGGGGGCGCUGAUCACCAUCCUCCUUGCUACCUUGACCGGAGCAUUCACAUUCGGUAACAUAGCACCCAACUUCCAAGCGUUUUCAACCGGUAUAGCAGCCACAGGAAAGAUUCUUGAAACAGUGUCUAGGGAAUCACCACUGGAUCCAUCCUCCACCACAGGAAGAAGACUGGAAGCUGUGUCCGGGACGAUUGAGCUCAAGAGCAUUCGCUAUGUUUACCCCUCGAGACCGGAUGUCCUCACUUUAGAUGAUGUAAAUCUUCGAUUUCCAGCUGGCAAGACGACGGCCAUUGUUGGUGCCUCUGGUUGUGGGAAAAGUACAUUAGCAGGCUUGAUUGAAAGAUUUUAUGAACCACUAAACGGCGAAGUUUGUGAGAGGUCUUUCCUGUGCGCGAUGAACCGUGCUAAUAUUGACAAAAUAGUACUCGAUGGUCACGAUAUCGCGACUCUUAAUUUGCAGUGGUAUCGCCAACAAAUAGCAAUCGUGACACAACACCCCACACUCUUCGCCACAACUGUAUUCCAAAAUAUCAGAUUUGGUCUGGUCGGCACCGAGCACGAAAAUUCCCCUCCUGAUGUGAUAGAAAGCCUUGUCUUCGAUGCCGCCAAGAAGGCGAACUGCUUUGAUUUCAUCUCCGACCUGCCGAAGGGCUUCCACACCAGUGUCGGAGAAAGGGGCUCCUUGCUUUCGGGGGGACAAAAACAACGAGUCGCCAUCGCACGGGCUAUUAUUAGCAAUCCAAAAGUCUUGCUACUGGAUGAGGCUACUUCGGCCCUCGAUGCCCAGGCUGAGAGGCUGGUACAGGCGGCGCUCGAUGUUGCUGCUAAAGGUCGGACAACGAUCACAAUCAGUCAUCGACUAUCUACUAUCACGGCGGCAGAAAACAUUGUUGUUAUGUCUCACGGGCGUGUUGUUGAGCAAGGAACCCACAGCGACCUACUUGAGAAACGAUCAGUGUAUUACGAGUUGGUGGAGAAGCAGCGCAUGUCCACGGAGAGAGAUGUCGGCCCCAGUGAAGGAAAGUCCAUGUUCGAUGUAGAUGCGGAACUCCCCGGUUCGAAAGAUGAGGGUAAUGAGUCCAACAAGCACACGUACCAAAUUGAGCAGGACCCAGUUUCUGAAGGCCAGGAGGGAGAUUCAGACGGCAAGGCUGACGGAAGAUACUCCUUAUGGGAGUUGAUCAAGUUCGUCGCCAAGUUCAACAAACAAGAGACAUUUACAAUGCUUUGGGGUCUGUUCUUUUCGGUUAUUACAGGCGCAGGAAACCCCACGCAGGCUGUAUUCUACGGCAAAGCUAUCGCGGCAUUAUCGCUGCCUCCGAAUAUGUAUGGACAGCUCCGCCAUGAUGUCAACUUCUGGAGCCUGAUGUAUCUGAUGCUGGGAGGUACUGCAUUUCUGGGGUGGGGAGCAUCAGGUCUCUGUUUUGCCUACUGCUCCGAGCGCUUGAUCCACCGGGCCAGAGAUUCUUCCUUCCGCGCAAUUCUCCAUCAGGAUAUCUCCACGUUCGACAAACCUGGAUUCUCGGCCGGUUCACUUACAGCGGCAUUAUCCACGGAUGCUACCAACCUUGCUGGGAUAAGUGGUGUCACACUGGGCUCUAUAUUCAUUGUCUCGACGACAUUGGUUGCUGGAGUGGCUGUGUCGAUUGCUAUAGGUUGGAAGCUGGGGCUCGUCUGUACCGCAACUAUUCCCAUCGUCCUUACUUGCGGUCUCGUCCGACUGAAGCUCCUUGGGGAAAUUGCUCAACAGUCAAAGGCUGCAUAUGCCGCCUCAGCAACCUAUGCUUGUGAGGCAAGCUCUGCUAUCAAGACGGUUGCAUCGCUAAAUCUCGAGACCCAUGUGCAAAAAGAGUACCACACCAUACUGGAAACGCAACGAAAAAAGUCAGUCAUUUUAACACUAAAGUCAUCCAUGUUUUAUGCGGCUUCCCAGUCGGCCAACUUUCUCUGCAUCGCGCUAGCCUUUUGGUAUGGAGGAAGUCUGAUCAUCCACGAAGGCUAUUCAAUGGUGCAGUUCUUUAUUGCUUACGCUGCGGUUAUCGCCGGCGCAUUCAGCGCCGGAGCGAUUUUUUCCUUUGCGCCAGAUAUGAGCAAAUCCCGUCAAGCAGCCCAAGAUAUCAAAACGCUGCUAAGUCGACCUGUCACCAUUGACACCCGUCGAGAGACUGGUGAGCAGUUACCGAAAAUGGAUGGCAGCUUAGAUAUACGAAAUAUUUAUUUCCGAUACCCUAACCGACCGGAGAGAGUGGUUCUGAAUGGCCUCAGCUUAAGUGUACGAACGGGACAAUAUAUAGGUCUUGUCGGGGCAAGUGGAUGUGGGAAGAGCACCAUCAUUUCUUUAUUGGAGCGGUUCUUCGAUCCAGAAGCCGGAAAGAUCUUGGUUGAUGGGAAAGACAUUUCAAAGUUGAAUAUCAAGAGCUACAGGAGCCAUCUUGCUCUAGUUAGCCAGGAGACGACUCUAUACCACGGAACAAUUAGGGAGAAUAUCAUCAUCGGGACCGACGACGAUAAUCUUUCCGAGGAGAGAGUCAUCCAAGCAUGCAAGGAUGCCAACAUCUACGACUUCAUCCUCUCCCUACCUGAUGGUUUCUCGACGGUUAUAGGCGCGAGAGGCGGCAUGCUCUCUGGCGGGCAGCAGCAGCGGAUAGCUAUAGCGCGAGCGCUUCUCCGUGAUCCACGCAUCCUCCUCCUGGAUGAGGCCACUUCCGCACUCGACUCGGAGUCGGAAAAGGUCGUCCAGGAUGCACUGAAUGCCGCAGCUCAAGGCCGAACGACAGUCGCUGUUGCGCAUCGCAUUAGUACGGUACAGAAGGCCGAUUGUAUUUAUGUGUUGCACGAAGGCAAUGUUGUUGAACAGGGGACGCACCAGGAGUUAAUGGAGCUGGGUGGAAGAUACUUUGAAUUGGUCAAGCUACAGAGCUUGGAGAGCGUUUGA
Molecule: messenger RNA, 3882 nt
Organism: Penicillium egyptiacum
Lineage: Eukaryota; Fungi; Ascomycota; Eurotiomycetes; Eurotiales; Aspergillaceae
Source: the annotation of a GenBank genome assembly